This is a messenger RNA of Westerdykella ornata, 2004 nucleotides long. RefSeq lists its product as uncharacterized. Bases 214 to 1650 code for a protein of 478 amino acids. The transcript has a single exon. Gene Ontology annotation, biological process: fungal-type cell wall polysaccharide metabolic process. The record is from RefSeq and is a predicted model, not a curated record. NCBI's taxonomy places the organism in Eukaryota, Fungi, Ascomycota, Dothideomycetes, Pleosporales, Sporormiaceae. Gene Ontology annotation, cellular component: fungal-type cell wall.
CUCACUCUUUGAAACCCUCCCCGGCGGUGCUGUUGCUUUCGCUCCUUUCCAGAGCUUUUGUGCUCGUUUCAUUCAUUCUUCCUUGUCGUCCUUGACAAUCCCUCGUUUUUGCCCAACAGCAGUAGCCCUGGUCGGCCGACCUUCACCGCUUUCCACAACACGCAAUCCUUUCCUGCGCUCGAAGCUGCAACACCAUUCCCCCUAGCAACAGCAAUGUCUUCCUCCCUCAAGUUGACCCUGCUGGCUCUCGUCUCCACGGCCGCCGCCGUCCCCCACUAUGGUCACAUCAAGUACCACACGCCCUCGGCCGGCUACCGAACUCCUGGCGCCCAACAGCCCCGCUAUCCCACGGGCGGCUGGCUCCCCUCCAAUGCCACCACGGCCUUCCCCACGGGCACUGCCGUCGUUCCCGACGACAAGACCACGACCAUUGACGAGACCUACACGUCGACUACCACCAUCGUCUCCACCAUCUACCUCGAUGCCAGCCCCCUCCCCGAACAGUCCUCCCAGCCUGAGAUCCCCAGCUCCGCCCUUCCUAGCCAUGCCUCGUCCGCCUCUUCAGCUUGCGGCCCCGAAACCAUCUACGUCACGGCCACUAACCAACUCACGGUUACCGUGACGGCUGGCGAGGUCGUCCCCAGCUCUCCUGCCGCCGCUCCCACGGCCGGAUAUCAAGCCCCUCCACCACCUCCUCCACCUGCCUCCGAGUCUCCGGCUUCCUCGGCUGCCGCUCCCACCGGUGGAUAUCAGGCUCCCCCCGCCCCGACUCCAGACGCCCCAGCCACGUCCACCGUCGAGGAAGGCAAAGUCAGCGUGAGCCUGCCCAACAAGGGUGUCGAGAACCCAACCACCUCCGAGCAGGCCUAUCAGCCCGUCGAGACGCCCUCCCCGGCGCCCCCAUCAGGCGGCAACGUAGCCAAGGUCGGCCUGGCGUACAAUGAUGCUGCGCUCUGCAAGAACUUUGCUGGAAAGGCCAGCUGGGCCUACAGUUGGUCCUCCUCUCCCAUGGGCGACCUUCCAGAGGGCAUCAAGUUCGUUCCCUUGCCCUGGGUCAAGAAUGAGAGCCCUUCGCAGUGGCUCCAGAAGGUCGAUGAGGCCGUGGCCGCUGGCUCCGAUGCCGUCAUGGGUUUCAAUGAGGUCGAUCAUCCCACCCAGGCCAACAUGGAUCCCUCCACCGCCUGCCAGAGGUGGUCCGAGUACAUGGACCCCAUCAAGAGUGCCCAUCCCGGCGUCACCAUCGUCGGUCCCUCCGUCACCAACGCUGGCGACAAACCCAACUGGGGCCUGGACUGGUACAAGAACUUUAUGGCCGUCUGCCCUGGCGCCAAGUGGGAUGCUGUCAACGUCCACUUCUACGACAUCUUCCAGGAGGGCGAGGGCGACGCGAGCACCGUCAACCGCUUCAUCUCUCACAUCGAGGCUGCCGCCAAGUUGACCGGCAAGCCCGUCUGGGUCACCGAGUUCGGCCUCAACGCGGGCUCCACGGCCGAAGACUCGGCCAAGUUCCUCCGCGCCGCCAUGAAGUACAUGGACGACUCCGACAAGGUCCACGCCUAUUCCUACUUCAUGGUCGGCAGCGGUGAGAACCAGCUCAUCUCCGGCAACAGCCUCUCCCCUAUCGGCGAGGUCUACGCUGCUUCUUCUUAGAACAACGAACGCAAACGAACACUUUAUGAGGCGUCGAAACCAUGUUUCUCUUUUUCUCUUUUGGACACGCAAUUUGGAGCAUCGGGGCAACGGAAAAUCUAGGGCUUCGAACUAGGGCGAUAUACUGGGACAUUAUGGGGACGUUUUGGGAUUGGAUCUGGAAAUCUAUCAUAUGCAAACGUUCACACAGGGACGCAUGUGAAGGUAUACAUGGAUUUUAACUUCUUGUAUCACCCCGUUUGUACCUCUUCUUCCGCUAGCGAGCGAGCAUGGCGACUCUUUUUGAUUGGUGGUUUGGUGCUUGAUCCUCCUGGGAAGGGAUGAAAUGCAAAGGAGAUUGUUUCUGCCGGUGAA